AUGACCUCCCUCCGCAGCUACCUCGCCCCAGCAGCCCUCUACGCGGCCCUGCUGCCCUCCGUGUCUGCCAACUUCGGCAACAGCUUCUACCUCGGGCCGUGGGACGGCGACGCCUACAUCACCAAGGCGACGUACUCGCUGACCGCCCCGGCCGUCAUCCAGGACUACGACACGAGCGACACGUCCCUGUGGGUCGCCAUCUGGAUCGGCGUGCAGCCCAAUGUUGCCGACGUUUCCCAGGCCAAUCUUGUCCAGCCCCUGCUCAACUGGUGCGCUGACCAGACGUCGUGCGGCUGCGACGCCAGCGCCACCGAGUGGUGCGUGACUGCGAGCACGUACACCCCCGAGGGCCAAACUGGAAAUGCCUAUGUUGCUGUGCCGGCCGAUGCGAAGCUGGACUUUGAGAUUGCUGUCAACGCGGACACCAAGAAGAUCGACCAGACGGUGACUCUGAACGGCAAGGUGGUCUCCCAGCUCUCUGACUCCCAAGGAAUGAAGCCCCAGAUCAUCUACAGCGCCAACGAGUGCUCCACGAGCGGGUGCGGCACCCUGCCCGACUUCAGCUGGGACAAUGUCACCAUCACCCUCAGCGAGGCCAAGAGUGACUUCGGCACCCUCAUCUCCUAUAACGGCGCCUCCUCCGACGGCCUCAAGACCACAGACGGCGGUAUCACCUGGCACGCCGACUCUAUCUCCAUGGGCAAGGACACCGACUGGAGCAUCGACCCCAGCCAAUGCAAGCCUGUCUCGGCACAGCAUCAAGCCACUGAGAACCGUAUGAACGAGAAGGAGAUGAGGUGCCUCGAAGAGGCGGCUGCGAAAUACGGCGACGAACCUUGUUUCAUCCCCAUCUUGGUUGAGAAUCGAUACGCCCCCCCUCCCCCGGACGACCUGAGCUAA
This is a messenger RNA of Diaporthe amygdali, 900 nucleotides long. RefSeq lists its product as uncharacterized. The transcript has 5 exons. The record is from RefSeq and is a predicted model, not a curated record. The coding region runs from base 1 to 900 and encodes 299 amino acids. NCBI's taxonomy places the organism in Eukaryota, Fungi, Ascomycota, Sordariomycetes, Diaporthales, Diaporthaceae.